UUCUGUGUAAAUCGAUCUGUUUGUGUAAGGUAAAUUUGCUGAAGAAAAUGGCCGUAAAGUAUAUUAAACAUGUUAAGAAUGAAAUUCUUUAAUUAUUUCAUGUGUUGGAUAUUUCCACAGAUUAAUUUUGAAUUGAGAAUUUAAGUUUCCUACUAUGCAGUGAAAUUUGUGAUAAGAAACAAGUGUAUCUGCUACUAGCUGCUUUCGCAGAAACAAGCGUAUCUGCUACUAAAGAUUGAAAGAAUAUUUUAAAGUUAAGGAAGAUUGAAGACUUGUGAAGAUUUUUAUCGUUUCGACAUUAUUCAACGAUUUAAAAACUUUUCUGUUUAGAAUAGUUUAAUCUUAUGAUUUCAAAGACAGAAUCAAAGAAGAUUUAUUAAGGAUUAUUGUACUAGGCAUACUGGAUUCUUAAAAUGAGCUCUUCUAAAUGAUCCUGAAGGGCCACAGUGGCCUGGUAGUAUGGUCUCAGUCUUCGGAACCAGAGUGUUUUAGGUUUGAGGCACAAUUCCACCAAAGAACUGUCAUGUUACUUUCCUCUCAUGGAAACUGAAUACAAUUUUUAUUCUGGAGCUGAACUAUCAGUACUAUAAGCUGAAUGUAAUUAGACAGCAUAAGUGGCAAAAUCUUUCUGAAUAUUAUUGUAUAUUCAGCAUAUUUUUAUUUGUGUUAGACAUGGCUUAAUUCUUAUACUUUUUGAAAAGAUUAAGAAAUAAAUAUUAAUUUCACCAAUUUUGAAAGUUUGCACAUAGAUAAAGAAGACGGAGAUUUUGCUAAAGCAGAUUUACAGAAAAUGUCAGAUGUUAAUAAUGUGCCAAUUCUAGGAAUGGAUAUUAAUAAAGCAGUACAAUUGAUUCAAAAUGGAGGUUCGACUGUUUCUUCUGCUAGUCCAUUAAAAAAUAAGGCUCCUAAAAAGCGAACAAGACGACGAUGUGUUUAUUCAAAACCCAAAAAGAAGAAGAAAAAGAAAGAUAUAUGUGAAAAUUUAAUAGAUACAGUGAGUUUUCCCACUGUUGGACUAAUUUGUGAAAAUAAGGAUAAAGGUAAUCAUUCUGAUUGUUCUUCAGAUACUAUCAUUGAUGAUCUUAAUGGAGAGUUAUAUAAAGCUGGGGUAAAUAUUGGAAAUGAAUUUCCUAAUAGUUUGCCAGAAGAUGGAAAUUUUCCACCAACUGAAUUAGGAAGAUUAUUAAUCAGUGAUGGUAUGCUAUUAAGUGAAACAAAACAAAGUGGAAAACGAAAAAAAGGUGCAAGAAGUAAAAGUCGGGCUAGAAAUAACAAGUCUAAAGGCAAUCGAUCCAAGAAGAUACAGCCAGAAUUUGAUAAUCCUCCUUUAUUAUCUAUUAAAUGUGAGCUGGAAGAGACAUCUGAUCUGCCUGCUGUUCCAGUUAAAGAAUCAGCAAAUAUUAUUUCUGAGAAAAUGGCAGCAUUUCCUGAAGAUUUUCAAAAUACAACACAUUUAUUUUCAGCAUCAGUUGAUGUAGCUGUGCCUGAAAGUAAGAAAAGAAAGCCCCAAACUGCUAGAAGGGGAAAGAAAAAGCAAAAUUCUUAUGAUAGAAAUAUUAUCCAACAACCUAAAAACAAUAUUUUGGCUUUUGAUGACUAUCCUGUUAAAGGUGGAAGUAAUUUAUUUAUUGAUCAGUCCUUAAUGUAUACUAAAGAAAUUCCUUCUAUCUCAAAUGUUUUUGAAAGUUCUAUGACUGAAAAAAUGAUGACCGCUAAAAAAAGAAGUCCAGCAAAAAGAAAUCGAUAUAAUCGAACUUCUGCAGUUUCAGAUAUUUCAAAUAAUGAUGUGUCCAGUUUUCUUAUGCCUUCUGUUUCUAAUGCAUUGGAACAAAAUAAUCUCUCUUGCCAUACAAUUAAUCCUUCAUUGAUUGAAAGUAAACAGAAUUCUAAAAGGAAAAGGGCAAGUCCAAAUAUAAAAAAUACUUCAAAAAGGAAUUUGAAAUCUUUAGAUUCUUUGAAUGCAGAUGAUAAUGCAAAUGCUAGCAGUUUCCCACCUGUCAAAAAAAAGAAAAGAAGCUCUCCUAGAAAAACGGAUGCAAAGAAAUCAGUCAAUAAUAUGCAAAAGGAGUUGGAUAUUGUUGAAAGGCAGUGUACAAUCAAAAGUGGCUUAGUAACUUCUAUUAAAGAAGAAUUAAGUGAUACAUUUGAUUCUGAUAAUUUUGUCUUAAAACGUAAAAAAUCUAAUACUGAAGAAGUUGUAUUUUUAGAUGACAGUAUUGAUAAAUUUUUCUCAGAUCCUAAUGCUGAUAAUGUGAUGCCAUCCUCAAAAAAGAGUGUCUCGAAAACAUAUGUUUCUAUGUUCUUUGAGGAAGAUACCUCAGUGGCGGAUGAAACUGAUGAACAUAUUUCCUAUUUGCUAUCUCUUGGAAGCAAAAAAUCUAAAAAUAUUAAAGAUGGUGAAUGUUUCAAAAAUCCUUCCAAAAUAUCUGCGGAUAAUUCCGAUGCAAAUUUAAAAAAGACUCCCAAUGAUUCUUCCAGUAAUGCCAUAUUUCAUCCUAGGUUGCAGCUAGAUAAUCUUGUUGAAAAUAUUCUGGAUAAGGGUAUAUCUGAAUCUGAAUGCUUACUUCCGUUAAAUGUUUCACGUACUAUUGGCUCAAACAUUCCAAAUAUUAAAAAAGAAGCUCAAGAUUUUUCUAAUAAUUCUGUUGAAAUGUGUUCAGUGGACAAAAUGAGUUCUGAAUCUGUGAAUACAAGUAAUACAGUGGAAAGUUUUAAAUCAUUAGCACCUGAUUCACUUGGUUCAAAUACUGCAACUCAAAGAGCAAUUCAUUCUGAGUCUUUAAAUAUUCAUACUUCUCUAAAUUCUGGUGCAAAUGCAGAAAAACUUGCUGCUCCUGAUUUUAUAAAAAAAGAACCUAUAGAUUUACAAGAAAAUGAAAGUCCAGAUAAAAGCGUAUCAAAAUCUGAAAGUUUGCAUCAGUUAAAUGCUUCACAUACUAUUGACUCAAACAUUCCAAAUAUUAAAAAAGAAGCCGAGCAUUUUUCUAAUGAUUCUGUUGCAAUGUGUUCAGUGGACAAAAUGAGUUCUGAAUCUGUGAAUAGAAGUAAUACAAUGGAAUGCUCUAAAUCAUUAGCAUCUGAUUUACUCAGUUCAAAUACUGCAACUCAAAGCGCAAUUCAGUCUGAGUCUUCAAAUAUUCAUACUUCUGUAAAUUCUGACAACUCUGGUACAAAUGCAGAAAAACAUGCUGCUCCUGUUAUUAUAAAAAAAGAACCCAUAGAUUUACAAGAAAAUGAAAGUCCAGGUAAAAGUGCAUCAAAAUCUGAAAGUUUACAUCAGUUAAAUGCUUCACAUACCAUUGACUCAAACAUUCCAAAUAUUAAAAAAGAAGCCGAGCAUUUUUCUAAUGAUUCUGUUGCAAUGUGUUCAGUGGACAAAAUGAGUUCUGAAUCUGUGAAUAGAAGUAAUACAAUGGAAUGCUCUAAAUCAUUAGCAUCUGAUUUACUCAGUUCAAAUACUGCAACUCAAAGUGCAAUUCAGUCCGAGUCUUCAAUUAUUCGUACUUCUGUAAAUUCUGACAAAUCUGGUACAAAUGCAGAAAAACUUGCUGCUCCUGUUAUUAUAAAAAAAGAACCCAUAGAUUUACAAGAAAAUGAAAGUCCCAUAUUGUGUAACAUUGAAAAACUACAAAAAAAGGAUAGUGAAAAGAGAGCUAUGGAAUCUUUAAAUGAGUUAGCUAAAACUUACUUAAAUCAUGAUCGUUCUGAAUCACCAAUUUUAAAUUCAAGAAUUACUGAAUUAUCUUCAGAUGGUAAUAAUUCAAAGACACGUGAUAUAGCUAUUCCUCAAUUUAGGACUUCUAUCUUAGGACUUGGGCAAGAGUCAAGUGAAAGUAACUCUAGAAGCAAUAGUGAGGUUCUUAAUAGUGCUACAAUCAAUACUGAAUCUAUUCAAGGUAAAUCUUGUGAUUUACCUUCUCGGAUUUCUGAAUCUAUUCAAGGUAAAACUUGUCAAUUAUCAUCUGUUAUUUUAUCAUAUAACCAAAUUAAAAGAGAACCACAAGAAGUUCUAACAGAUAUUAAUAAAACAAAGAAUUCUUCUACCCUUUUGGUACAGACUCUUCACAAUCAAGGGAAUGAAAGAAAUUCUUCUGGUAGCAUUUUGGAAGAAAUUUGUUUAUCAAAUGAAAGUGAGACUCCAUCUUUAGUUUUAGAUGUUGAUAAAAGACCAAAUGCAGAAAACUCUCAACCUACCAGUCGGUCUAGGAAUGAAUCAACAUUUGUAGAAACAAGACCAUUGCCAACUGCUUAUAUAGCAAAUGCAACUUUUAAAAGUCAAGAUAAUUCAGUAAUUAAACAAAAGGAAACAAAUGAACUAACAUGUAAUAAUUUUUUAAGCAUUAAUAUUAAAAAAGAGAAACUUGAAGGUAGCAUUUUGGAAGAAGUUUGUUUAUCAAAUGAAAGUGAGACCCCAUCUUUAGUUUUAGAUGUUGAUAAAAUGCCAAAUACAGAAAACUCUCAACGUACCAGUCGGUCUAGGAAUGAAUCAACAUUUGUAGAAGCAAGACCAUUGCCAACUGCUUGUACAGCAAAUGCAACUUUUAAGAGUCAAGAUAAUUCAGUACUUAAACAAAAGGAAACAAAUGAAUUAACAUGUAAUAAUUUUUUAAGCAUUAAUAUUAAAAAAGAAAAACUUGAAGGUAGCAUUUUGGAAGAAGUUUGUUUAUCAAAUGAAAGUGAGACUCGAUCUUUAGUUUUGGAUGUUGAUAAAAGGCCAAAUACAGAAAACUCUCAACAUACCAGUCGGUCUCGGAAUGAAUCAACAUUUGUAGAAACAAGAGCAUUGCCAACUGCUUGUACAGCAAAUGCAACUUUUAAAAGUCAAGAUAAUUCAGUACUUAAACAAAAGGAAACAAAUGAACUAACAUGUAAUAAUUUUUUAAGCAUUAAUAUUAAAAAAGAGAAACUUGAAAUAAAAAAUACUUCUAAUGUAAACAGAGAGCCUUCUACUGUUUCUCCUGUAUCAGUGGUUGAAUUUAAUGAGAAUAACACAUCUAUUGAAACACUUCCUAUGUCAGAUUCUAUAAAUGCAUGCACUAUUCAGUCAUUAGAAAAGAAUAUUUGUAAUGAUGAUAGUGCUAUGCCAAGUACUUCCAAAACAUGCUCAGAUGGAUGCUCAAAUUAUAUCGCUACUCCCAUUGCAUCUUUUGGAAGUGAAAUGUGUAAUGAUAUAGGUGACAAUGUAUUAUCUCAUGAUAAAAAAUUUAACACUUCUGUAACAAAUUGCAUCUCAUCAGCAUCUGAAAAUCAAUCUUCAAUGGAUAUUGAAGUUGGAACGCCAUCUGCUGUAGCUACUGUAACAUCAAAUAUGCCAUCAUCUAUAAAUUCAAAUCAAAGUAUGGUAGUUUCUGAUUUGCUCAUGGCUGAUACUAAAAAAAGCUUUGUUUCUUCAAUUACUUCUGUUAAUAAGAGAAAAACAGCUGACAAUAGUUCUGAAAGUAAGAGUAAUUCCAUAAAUUCUGAUUCACUUCAUUUGAAGAGUAAAAAUAAUAUUGGUUUAGAAGAUGAUUUAAUAUUAAUAUCUGAUGAUUCCUUUUCAGAUUCUUGUAGUGUAAUUUUUUCAUCAGAUUCUGACAACAAAAGUAGGCAUUCAUUAGUGGAUUUGAAGGAACCUUCAAGAAAGAAAAUUUAUGUAAAUUUAUCAACGGGAGAAAUAAUCUGUGAAACUAAUGAUUCAGAAUCUAGAAUACUAACUGAUGAUUCCUUAAAGAACUUAUUAGAUCUUAAUACAUCAGAAUUUAGUAAUCGAAAAUCAUUAAAACAAUAUAAAAAGUGUGUUGAUACUCAUAUAGCUCGUGCUAAAACCCUGGAAAAAGUGAAAAAUUUGAAUCUCAAAGCAGUAGAACCUGAAGUAACUGCAAAACUUAAUAUUUCAUCAGAUGAAAUUUCUUUUAUUGUAUCUGAACAGGAUGAUAUUUCUAAUCAAACUUCAGUUUGUGAUACUUUAAGUAAUUCUAGAUCUGUUACACCUAAUAAUAUUGCUGUUCCUUUUCAAUGCAGUUCUCCAAUAAAUUUAUCAUCUCCUCUUGAUGAAAUAAUAGAAAAUUCUCCGGAUAUCUCUGAUUCUAUCAGUGUAGAAGAAUUUGAUCUUUUGGCUAAUUUUAAGAAGAAUAACUUAAAGUUUUCUAUGCAUCCAUAUCCAGGUAAUGUUCCAUUUUAUAAAAGGAAACCAUAUACCGGAUGUUAUUUUAGGUAUGAUAAAGAAAUCUCGAAUAUACCAGUUGAAGAUAUAGAAAAAAGGUUAAAAGAAGCUGAAAAAACUGAGAAGCAGGCACCUAAAGAUCCAGCUGAUGGAAGAGAGUUAGAUUUUAAUUCUCUUAUCCCAGAAGAAAUAGAUUGUUACUAUCGAGUUUUGACAGCAGCUCCUUCUAAGACAUUAAUUUCAAAAUAUCUCCAAGAAUCUGCAGUUUCAGCAAGGAAUUGUAAUUCUCUAGAUAAAGUCAUAUGCCUUAGCUCUCCUAGCUAUACUGAAGAUAAUGCAUCUUCUGUAUCUGAAAUACCUGUUUUUGCUGAUGCAGCUUCAGCAAGGAAUUGUAAUUCUGUGGACGAUGUCAUGUGCAUUUUUAGUUCUUGUAAUUAUAAUAAUGCAUCUUCUGUAUUUGAAGUUUCUACAAAAGUUUCUGCUGACAAAAGUAUUGAUCAAGAUGCAAAUGAAUCUUUGGUGACUAGCAAGAACUUUGUUACUUCUCUAUCACAACAGGAUAAAGAACUUGGUUCUAUUUUUACAAAUGACAUAGUCUUCCAAAAGGAGACCAUUAAUUCUUUAUCAAAAAAUGUUAAAAAUUAUCAGCAGUUAAAGCCGUCAUGUAGUAAUGCAAAUGUUCCUGACGUUUCAGAAAUAAAUAAUAAACUCCAAACAGACUCUCAUGAAAAUGUAACCAAAGGUUCAGAAUCCAUUUCUAAAGUAAGUUCUAUGGCUGAACAAAUAAAUUUACUUCCAUCUGUAUCAGCUGUAAAAGUUUCUACUUGUACAAAUAUUUUCCCAAGUAAUAAUAGUAAGCAAUCAAAUAAAACUGUUUUAUCUAAUGAAAUGCCAGAAGAUACAUUGUCUAGAAUUGAUGAUAAUAUGUUAGACAAUGAAAAGUCAAAUUUAUCUACCUGUAGGCAGAAAGUCUUGAGUGCCAAUCCACCUCAUGAAAAAAUACUUUUAAAUAUGACACCAAACAACAAGCUGAUAUCAUCAAUAGAUAAGACCGACAGUUUUAUUUCACUAACUUCUGAAGUCGAGUCUUUUAUAAGUAAAAGUGAUUCUCAUUCUGGAAAUAUAAAUGAUGAAUCAUUAAAAGAAAUUCCAUGCGAUUCAAAUAAUCCAAUCUUGCCAAUGCAACAUUGUUCUGUUAUUAAUUCAAUCCAUGAACAAUCGUUUACUGAAUUUAAUGUGGUAAAUUCGGUUCAGCAAACUUCAUCAAAUCCAAAUGCCUUAACAAGUCAAUUAUCAACAUCAUUUUCUGAUCAUCCCAAACUCCUUUUAAUACCUGGAAUUUCAGAAAAUGCAACAUCAGAAUCUUCUAUGAACACUCAAAUUGAAGAACAGUCCUCAAGGCAGUUAUCUUUGCAAGUUAAUGAAUUAUAUCAUUCUGAGAAGGAUGACAAUUCUCAAACAACACCAUCAUUAUCAAAUACAGUUGCUGAUUCUCUUUUAAGCAAGCUAAAUUUACCUACUUCAGAACUUCGUAAAAUACUAGAAACUGUUAAUAUUCUUCCUUCUCCAGAAUGUAGUGAACCUAAUUUGUUAAACUUCAAAGAAACAUAUCAGUAUGACCAUACCCGAUAUUCUUAUGUUUCACCUCAAAAUGUUGUGGAUUAUGGGCAUGGCAUUUCAAUGAGUCAUCAUGGUAAAGAAUAUUCUUAUUAUGAUAGAGAACCUCGUAAGAUCCCCAUUGUACACGAUUAUGGCCAUAAAUCUGUUAAGGAUUUCGAUGAUAAUUUGGAUGCCACAAAUAAAGAAACUGUGUCUACAACAAUAAAAGCAAGACAUGAAGUUUCAGGUAAUACAUCUAUUUGUUCUAUAUCUGAUUUAACAUCUGAAAGUAAUGAAGAUAAUUAUAAUAAAAAUUCUGAAUUGUCUGUUGAAGCAUCCUAUGAACAACCUAAAGAAUCUGAACAAAAAGAUGAAAUGAAAGAAUCAGCUGCUCAAUAUCAAGAUGCACCAAAUGUAAAACCUCAGUAUAAAUCUCGGUUUCAAAGAGUCAUGGAAAGGUUGUCCUCAAAAAAGUCAUCCAAAGCUGAACCCAGCGAUCUGUUAACAGAAUGCUUCCCUGUGAAAUCAUCUAAAGAGAAAUCAUGUAUCAGAAAACCUAUUGCACUUGUACAGCCAUGCAAUCAAGAGUCUACUAAGAAUCCACCAAAACAGAAAAAAAUUGUUCCUUUGAAUAAUAAUCCUUUAUCUUUGAGAGAUUCUAAAAAUAAUAAAAAAACAAAAAAAUGUAAGAAAAAUAAAAGUACUAGUAAAAGCAAAAAAUCCACAAAAUCUCCACCUAGAAAUAAACCCAUAAGAGAUUUAUCAACUUUAUUUCAACCUGAUAAAAUAGUUAAAGCAAAAGACAAGUCAGCUAGUAAAAGUAAUUCUGUCAAAAGUAAUGAAUGUCCUGGCAUUCGUGUUUAUGGUAGAGUUACUAAUCGUGGUAGUUUUUUGACACAGUCGUCUAUAAAUCAGCCUCCAAAACCUAAAGAACCUACUGGUAAAAAAAGUAUAAAUAUGAUGAAAAUUACUAAAAUGCCUACAGAUCAAUUACAUUCGAUGAUUCAUUCUCCAAAGAUUGAUAUUAUUCCAACGAGGAAGAAUAUUCCUACUUGCUCUGAUGAAUUGUUUAAAUCUGUUAAUAGAAUUGGAGGAUCAACUUCAUCCAUUGCAUCAGCUAGUAAAACAACCGCAAGUGCUAAAACUAGUUUUAAUUCUACUAGCUCGUUUUUCAAAUCGUUUCUUCCAAACCCAGUUAUUAGACCAUCACUUCAGGAUCCUAGAACUAUUUUGAAAAGUGUGUCACCUGAUAUUACUUGCAAGUCUCCAAAUGAUUCUUCCAACUUUCUUAAUAAUCCUAAUGUGCAUACUAUUCUUCCAAAUGUUCCAUCAAAAAAAAGUUAUCUUCCAUGUAAUUCACUGCAGUUUUCAAAUCCAGAAAUUAGGCUAGAAAAUCUCCAAGCAGGAAGAAGAACCUUACUUCCCACUCCUCAAAUUGGAUUUAACAAAAGAGUGACAGAUAAUGAAGGAUGGUUUACUCAUUCUCAGAUUCAUUCUCAUGCUCAGAACUAUUCAAAUCCGUAUAGAAGUAUUCCAGUAAGAGAUUUUGAAUCAGGGGUUUCUCCUCUAACAUUCGAUUCUCCAUCUGUUUCUGGUUCAUCUAUUAAUUUUAAUGUUCAGUCUUCUAGUUUCACUGAGCAGUCAUCUCCUAGCAUUUCAGGUGAUGUUCAUAUAUCUAACCGUAGUGCUCAUCAUAGACAUUCUAGAACCCGUCAAACUAAAUGUGUUUGUUUACCACCAAAAUCUUUAAAAGCAUCUGUUGGAAAUGCUGUAUUUGACACAGCAGAUGUGCUUUUGUUGAUUUUGGAAUGGAAUGUGGAUUGGUUAGUUCAACAACAAAAGAAUCAUGAUCCUCCUCCAAUAUCUACACGUAUUAGAAAAGUUGUAAAUACAUAUGAAGAUUUUGAUGAAUAUUAUAAUACAUAUUUACCUCUAAUGCUUCUUGAAACUUGGCACAGGAUUUAUAUGUCUUGGACUAGUCUAAAUCAAGCAGCAUCUCCAUACUUUUGUGAAGUAACGUCAUAUUCUGUUGAAACUCAUUCUAUAAGAGUGCAAUGUCAGGCAAUAUUUAAGAGUUCUGAUGCUGAAAAAGGACUAGUUCCUGAAGAAGGCAAUAUUAUAAUGGUAAAAUUUGGAACUAAAGAAAAGGGAGGUAUCAAAAUAUUAGGGUAUAUUAGAGAUGUUAAAAUUGUACCAUUUGAUUCAUCUGUGAGUGUUCCUUUUAAAUGUUUAAAGUAUACGCCUGGAGAAAAUUUACAGAUGCUUUUAUUGACAUUUUCUGGUGCAUAUUCAUCAGAUGAUUUUGAUACAAAUCAAUUGAUUCGUAUUCAAAUUCUCUAUAAUAUUAAGUCUACCCUAAAGCAAAAUGAUGCUUUACUAAAUCUUAAAAAUUCUCCUCUGUAUAAAAACAUUUUAAAUCCAUUAACUGAUGGCUUGCGAAUCGUAACUUUGAAGAUUCGCAAUACAGACCCACUAAAGGAUAAUGCCUCGGAAUGUGUGAGGGAUAUUAUUAAAGGUAUUUUAUCUCCUCAUCCUCUUCCACUUCUUACUGUAGCAAAAACAUUGCUUUCAUUUGAUCACUAUUUAAUUCUUCCUUCUCUCAUUGAAAUGAUGAAGAACUCCUAUAGAACUAAAGUUUUACUGUGUACUCGUACUUCUAAAGCACUUACUGACAUUGGCAUCACUCUUUGUGGAACAUCAAUUAAAUUUGUCGUCUUGGGAAAAAGGUCUGAUAUCCAUCAGAAAUUAAGAAAAUAUCUUUUAGAAGAAGUUGCAAAUAAAAAACUAAGCAAACAAUCAAGUGAAGAUGCUUCAAUUAAUGAAGAUACAAGGAACAGUCUGCUAGCGAAUAUUAAACUUGAAAUUUUGAAAAAUUGUGAUGUAAUUUUAUCAUUGAUACGCAACUGUCAUAAUGAGUUAGUUGCACAGGCUUGUGCAGAUGGAGACAGCAUUGCACGGAUGUGUUGUAUAAUUGAUGAGGCCAGUGCGUGUACUGAACCAGAAAUUUUAAUACCACUUUUGUAUGGCAUUAGUAAAUUAAUCUUAAUAGGUGAUACUGAUGUUCCUGCAAAGAUCUGCUCAAAGGCUGCUGCUAAUUUUGGUUAUAAUCGAUCAUUGUUUCAUAGGGCAUAUGAAUUGGAUCUUGCAUCUGAAUAAUUAGUAAGAUAUGUAUUAAAUGUUGGUUUUAAAAUUUUAUGUGUCAUAACUAUUAAUGAUACUUUUACUUUGUUUUAGUCCAGAAUUACUUUAAAAAAUGGAUUUGCCUUUUUAUAUAGAUUAGUAUUGAUAUUAUUGACAAACGAAGUAAUUAAAUUUUAUUCUGUUAUUUAUGGGGUUUUUUUCCCUUAAACUAUCCCCAAAAUAUGUACAUAAAUAUGAAUUUCUGUUUGUAAAUUAAUACAGUGGGAUUUUUUGCACUUAUGCACACACACAUAUAUAUAUAUAUUAUUGUAAGAAAAACAUUUUAUUAUAUGCAGAAACACCAUCUUAAUUUGCCAGUAAGCACUUUAAUGAGACCAACAAUUAUCAUUUACUAAUUAGCUUGAUCUCAUUCUUAUGAUACUUUUAUUUUUCAGGUUGCAUAAGAAAUGAUGUUUAAAUAAUUAACUUUUCAUCUUGCCCUUUUCUAUUUUGCAUGAUAUUUCGGAAUGUGUCAGACUUGGAACUGGUGAAUUAUUCAUGGAGCUUUUACUUGUAUUCUUUAUUUUUUAUCAUUUCUUGUAAAGUAGGGCCUGUAUUUCUAAGUUACAAAGGAAUUGUUAUUAAGAAUAAGAGAAAUAGGCCCUUUCAUCUUAAAAAGUAAUACAUGUAUUAUUUUUUAACCUAUGGAAGUGGUAUCAUGAAUAAACUUUUUUUAAGGCAUUUUGCUCUGCUUGACAUAAUUUCAGUAGUUUCUGUUUAAUAAUACUCAAUGUUCUUAUAAAUAAUAUUCAAUAAACAUGUUGACCAUGAUUUUGAGGUGCAAGUAUUACUAUUUAUACAUCCUAUUUUCUUAUGUGUAUAAUUUCGUUUUUGAUGCAUAGUUUGUCAUCUGAAUUUAUUUGAUUAUUUUUUAUGUAAAAAAAAUUAAAGAAAGGAAGCUGAAAGUAGCAUAUAUUAAUUAUUAGAAAGCAUAGAUUAAUGCACUACUGUACUGAUAAAUUACUGGGUUUUCAUUGUCAGUCCUAUUUUAGGUUAAACAAGCUGUUAACUUCUUUUUCCAUGUUUGAUAUUUUGGAUAUGCUUGUGUUCCAAAUUAAGUUACAUUAUGAAUUAAGUUAUAUAAAUGAUUUAGAUUAUAUAAUGGCUGUUGAAUCCUUCUGUAUAUGAUAAGUGGUAAUAGACAUGACUUAAUGUUAUAGAACUAAUAAUAGAAAUUUAUUCCAUGAAUAUGCAUACAUUUUUAUUAUAAGAAAUAUCUGCUAUAAGAAGUCUUAUUACAAGCAAUUAAUAACAUUCUUUCUGCAUAUUUAUAUAUUUCAUAUAUAAAUACUGAGUGUUACUAAGUAUUUAUAUGUGAAAUAUAUGCUGGAAAUAUGUGGUUUAAUUAUACUUUCAAAAAUAAUCAAAUAAAUUCAUACCCUGUUUUAAUUAUACUUUCAGAUUGAUUACAAAGCAUUUUUCUGUUUUCAUCAUUUAAAUCUUUGUGAAGUGAAUGUGGUUUCUCGCAUCUUAAGUUUCCUCCCGUUUACACCACUAUUUCUUUAGAUCUUUGAAAAGUGUAAAAGAGGGAUAGUGUUGUAUUGUUUGUAAUUUAAGUGAUAUACUGUCUUAGAACAUAGAAAAAAUGUCUAUGGAAUUAAAAAAAAUGUGAAAGAUAAAUUGAUUUUUUUUAAUCAAUAUAAUUCUAUAGGUCUAAGAGAAGUUUUAGUAAAACGUCUGUUUUUUUAAAGAUUUAACAAUUAAUUUAUUUACUAUUUAAAUGUAUGCCAGCAUGUAGCUCCAAUUGGUAAACUUGCUUUAUUGUAUUAUAUAUACUCCAUAAAGUUUUUACAUUAAUGUAGUUUUUGAAUAGUCUGUAUUGCCUUUAUUUUGAGAUGAACUUCUGUUAUAUUGUAGACUUUUUCUGAAAAUGGAGUUCUAAAGGAUUUCUUUAUUCCUAUUUUUGUGUUUAUAGUUCUAUUAGUGUUUUUAAUUUCUCUGUAUAUAUUUAAAUGCAUUUAAAACUCUUCUGUGCAAUUGUAGGCAUAUUUUUAUUACAUAGGAGAAUUAAGCUGUAGUUGUGUGCUGUCAUUUUCUCACAUUUAUUAGUCUUGCCUGAUGAUGUGUGUUUGCAAAAGAUGUAAUCGGACACAUUCCACUUCUUAGACUUUUUAAAGGCACGAAAUCUGGUAUAAUAUUCUUAUGUGAGAAACAAGUAAUUAUCUGAUUGAGAUUAUAUGAAUAAUAUGUGCUUUUAUAUUAUUUUUUGUAUGCUUUAUUUCUUAUGCUAUAGAACCUUUUUAAAAGUUUCAGUUAUGUCUAAGUAUGUUCCAUUUUAAAUUAGUGCUUCUAUAUCUUGCCAGGGUUAAUUUGCAUCCUUAGUUCUACUUUAUUUUUCAAAGUUUUAGCUUUUACUGAGAUGUUAAAGAUAAAAGAUAAAAUGUUUGAGCCAUUAAAUGCACAAUAUUGUUCUCAAAAUAAUUGCUUAUACAAAUUAAUAAAAUAUUCUGAAAAUGAAUUUGCUUUACAUCUUUAGAAUCAAUUUUUCUUUCUGUAUUCUAUUGUGGAUCUUGAACCCUUUAGGUACAGACUUUUUAAAGGAUUUUUACAUUUAAAAUAGAUUUUUAAUUUGUGGAUGUACAGAAUAAUAAUAAAAGAAAGAUUUAUUUAUGUAUAAAGUUUUAUCAAGGGAUUGCUAUAGGCUGAUCUGUCAAGGAGGGAAAUAUUAAGAACAGACAAAAUUUAAUGAUAAAUUGGAUUUUUUAAGUAUAUAGAUAACUUUUUAGUAUACUUGGUAAUGUACAGAUUAAUUUACUUUAUUUAUAUUUCAUCUCCGAAAUAAAAAAAAUCUCUUAGCGUUUACAUAAGUAUGUUUUCUAUGAUACUUACUGUAUAAAUUCAGCUGUGUCUAAAUGUAAAGAGAAAAAAAUGUGCUUCAUAAACACAAAAAAAUUACUUUUUUUUUGUUGAUGUCUUAUAUAUAUUGUAUAUACUUGUAAAAUACAUGAUGCAUGUUUUGUGUUUAUUAAUAUGUAUUUUUAAGUAACCAUGCAAUUUUGACAAAGUAUUUGUUAUAUAUCUUAAAAAUUACUCAUAUAAUGCUAAUUAUAUAUAUUCAUAUUUCUUUGAAAUAUAUCUUUUCUUUUUAUGUUAAAGACUUUCAUAUUAAAUAAUUAUUUUUGUGCCAUAUUUCUGUAACUAUGUAAGUACUGUGUAUUUUCAAAAUAUAAACCAAAGAUUUUGAGUUUACUUUUAUUUUGCCAGUAGAAUUGAUGAUAUAUCUAUGCAACAUACUUGUAGCAUUACUUAAUUGCUGUUCAGUUGCUUAAUUCUUCAUUACUUAGCAUUCAUUUAGAUAAAGAUGAAUUUUUAUAUAUAAUCUGUUUGUAAAUCUCUAGCUUUAUUAUUAUCUUAAAAAUGUGCUUCAUAAGCACAAAAAAUUACUUUUUUUCUGUAGAAUAUUUAUUUUAUUCAAAUCUAAUAAUAACACUGUAAAAAAUAUCCUCGUUGUUUAUGUUUUGCAUUUGUUACAGAGCAUCUUGCAGAGACAGGAUGGAAUUAGUAACUUAUUCAAAAUUGUGCAUGCUAUUUGCAACUGCAAAAUUAUUAAUUUGAAAGUACUUUUAAUUUUUUAAAUUCUAAUCAUGAAAGCCAUUUUGAUUUAAAAGCUAUUUUAUUCUAAACACUUAGUUACAAAUGAAUGCUAUAACUACUUUUGCUACUUAAUUGUAAUUGAAAAUUUUUUAAGUUCAUACUGCUAUAGAUUUUGACAAUGAUUUCAAAAAACCUUUUCUUUGUUAUUUUGGCUGUAUAAAUUUUCUUUAAUAAGAAAUGGUUAAUGUGAUAAUUUAAUAAGCAAGAGCCAAAAUUAUUAUUUGUUUGUAUAUGUGUAGAUUGUAUAUAGAUUAAAUUACAAUUCAUCACCCUUUUUCUUUAUUGUAGAUCAGGAUAUAGUUUUGAGUUAUAAUUUCUAAAUUAAUCUUAGAGCAUCAAAACUUUUAAUUGGUAAUUAUGUUUUUCUGUAAAUAUCUUGCCCUAAAAUUUACAUUAACAUUUAAAGUGGUGUUGUCACCAGUCAUGAUAUCUUUUGAAAAUGUAAACUUUGUCUAUAGAAUGAAUAAUUCUGAUAUUUGUGUUUGUGUAUAUAAUACAAUGAAUUAUAAUCAAAGUUUCAAACUGCACAGAAAAUUACCAUUAUGAAAUGCAAAUUGUGACAAUUUAUUAAAAUAAUAGUUUUUUUUUUUGAUAAUUAACAAAUAAUACCUGUUUACUUUUGUCAUAAAUAUUUGAAACUCAUAUUAGUUAAAAAUUGAACUAUUGUACAACUGAACAAACUAUAAAAAAUUGAUUUGUCUCUGUUGUCUCCACCAUGUCUCCAUUUAUAUCUUUCAUAUGUAAGAAAAUUCAUUAUUUUUAAUGUAUAUCUGUAAAUAUCCAUUUUCUUUGUCAUGUGAAUUCAUAUUUUCAUUCAAUUUGUAUUCUUGAAUGUACUUCUCAGU
Molecule: messenger RNA, 15360 nt
Organism: Argiope bruennichi
Lineage: Eukaryota; Metazoa; Arthropoda; Arachnida; Araneae; Araneidae
Exons: 4
Coding region: 791-10897 (3368 amino acids)
Molecular function (GO): helicase activity
Source: RefSeq, a predicted model, not a curated record